Molecule: messenger RNA, 2260 nt
Organism: Sardina pilchardus (European sardine)
Lineage: Eukaryota; Metazoa; Chordata; Actinopteri; Clupeiformes; Clupeidae
Gene: drap1
Product: DR1-associated protein 1 (negative cofactor 2 alpha)
Exons: 7
Coding region: 114-797 (227 amino acids)
Biological process (GO): transcription by RNA polymerase II
Cellular component (GO): nucleus; negative cofactor 2 complex
Molecular function (GO): RNA polymerase II general transcription initiation factor activity; core promoter sequence-specific DNA binding; protein heterodimerization activity
Source: RefSeq, a predicted model, not a curated record
UUGACGACGGUACUGACAUCAGCAAUCUCGCUAGUAGUUUCCGAGGUCUGUGUUUGGAGUAAGGGGAAAUAAAAACAAAAUAGUUGGACUAUCUCUGCGUAGGAUAUUAUAAAAUGCCCAGCAAGAAGAAGAAAUACAAUGCCAGAUUUCCUCCGGCCAGAAUUAAGAAGAUAAUGCAAACGGAUGAGGAAAUAGGCAAAGUUGCUGCUGCAGUUCCGGUUAUAAUCUCUCGGGCUCUGGAACUCUUCCUGGAGUCACUCUUGACAAAAGCAUGUCACGUCACUCAGUCUCGGAACGCCAAGACCAUGACCACGUCACACUUGAAGCAGUGCAUCGAGCUGGAGCAGCAGUUCGACUUCCUGAAAGACCUGGUGGCGGCCGUGCCAGACAUGCAGGGCGAAGGGGAGGACAACCACACGGAAGGAGCCGGGGAGAAGGUCCCGCGCAGAGGUCGCAAACCAGGAUCGGGUCGCAAGAACGGAGGUGCAGGCGCCAAGGGCAAAGAUAAGAAGCUGUCAGGCACAGAAUCGGAGCAGGAGGAGGACUCGGAAGACAGCGAGACAGACGGCGAUGAGGAGGACGGCUCCCAGUCGAGCACCAAUCAGCAGUCAGCGUCACACUUCCACAGUCACAACAUGCCCCCACAGCACAUGCACAUGGGCCCAUUACCGGGGGGCGUGGCUCCCAUGCAGCCGGCCUCCUUCGCUCCCCACCCCUCGCUGAUGACCGCAGGGCCCCCGCCGGCCCCCGUGCCCCACCCAGGCCAGGAAGACGACGACGAGGACUACGACUCUUAGCUCCCCCCGUCCCUCCUCUCCUCUCCUCUUUCUCCCCCUCCUCCUCCUCCUCCUCCUCUGCUCUUUUACCGAUUAUUUUACUCUUUAUGUUCUUCUCUCGUUUGACUGCCUGCUUUCGUGCUCUCGUAGAGGGUGGAUACAGGGCGUCUUUGCUGGGGUGGGGAGGGAGGGAUGGAUGGAGGGAGGGAGGAAGGGUCGAUGACAGGAAGUCAUAACUCGUAAUGUAAGGAAAUGUCCCCCCACCAACUUGUCUGAGUCCCUCUACUGCACAGGAGCGAUUUCUUGAUAGUGUAAAAGAUAAGCAGCAGUCACCAUGUGAAGACUCAAGACGUGGUUGUAUAUUAGAUAAUGUGUUUGUUUUUUUGUGUUCUCUUUUUUUUUUUUUUUUUUCAUUUUUUGUUUUAUUUUUGUUUUUUUGUUCCUCUUUUGUUUUUAAUUCUUAUUUUAUUGUGAAGCAGGAAGACAGGAAGGAGACAACAAAAAAAAAUACAUAUAGAAUCCAGAGACUGCUUCUAACGUUCUAAUGACAUAAAUGUCGUCACGGAAGGCAAAGGUCCUGGAUUAGUUUAGGAGAUCUCCUUUUUAGUUUGCACUUCGUAUGUCUCCUUUAGUUUCCAUCAAUCACAAUCACACUUGCACAGUUACAGAACAUCCAAACAAAUACAGAAGGAAAGGAACUAUACAUAUCACUACUCAUUCCCCACAGUUUGUUUCAGAGCCACAACUGCUCUGUUUAGCAUUUCAGAAAAAUAAGUCGAUGACUGACUGGCUGGCUAAAAUCAUCACACUCAAAAAAAGAAUUGACUAAAUUCAUUCUCCAACACCUUUUCACGCUAGUCGUAUUCUUAUAAAUUGGUCCUUUUUUAAUUAUUAUGAAAUCCCCCCCCCCCCCACCACCACCACCCAUCAACAAUAUCUCAAAUCUCAAAGUAUGUGUUCGCUGAGGCAACGUGAGGUGCAAACUUUUUAAAAGCUCAUUUUUGGGACUUCAUCUCACUCGCCUCAGUCAUAUUACUCCAAAGGGGUUUUUACCGUCGUCAUUAUUUUUUUCCGUUGUUGUUCAUUUUUCUCGUGUCGCGACACUGCCACUGCCGCUGGCUUUCGUCAAUUUCAGAAGAACGGAGCAGGCACUCGUAUGUGAACAUGUCCAGAUGUGGCCCCAAUCCGGCCCAGCUCUGGCCUGGUUUCAGACUUAGCUGCUAUCCCAGGUCAUUUACGACACUUAAAGUCUUCUAAUGUACCUCAUCAUAAAGACGUUCAGAUAUUUACAUGACAUUUGUUCUCGCCACCCCCCCCCCCCCCCAUUCUUUUAGAUUGUUUUAAUCUGCUCAGCAAGAUCCCUCUCCUUCAAUUGUAUUUCUGCUUCCCCCCCCUCCCUCAAAAUGUUCGAUUUGAAGUUGUAUGUAAACUUUUAACAUUCUUUUUAUUUUGUAUGGGUGAAAUAAAUUUGAAAUUUCAAUAUA